This is a messenger RNA of Suncus etruscus (white-toothed pygmy shrew), 2591 nucleotides long. It is a transcript of the gene ZNF185, whose product is annotated as zinc finger protein 185 with LIM domain. The transcript has 25 exons. Lineage: Eukaryota; Metazoa; Chordata; Mammalia; Eulipotyphla; Soricidae. The record is from RefSeq and is a predicted model, not a curated record. The coding region runs from base 147 to 2591 and encodes 814 amino acids.
CGCGCGCUCCCUGCCGCGCCCCGCACCCGCGCCCACCGUCCUGACCCCAGGCGCUGCCCACCCGAGGGAGCCCACGCAGGCCGCCCCGCGCGAGCCAGUCACCUGCGCCAGGAUUCAGCUGCCCCUGGAGAGGCAAAGCCUCCACCAUGAGUAUUUCAGCCCUUGGAGGAGGCAGCCCCAAAGGGAAGCGGCUCCCCCCUGGAGAGGAGGAGCGCAACAAUGUCCUGAAGCAGAUGAAGGUGCGGACCAUUCUGAAAGGGGACAAGAGCUGGAUCACAAAGCACGACGAGUCGGAGGGCCACACCCUAGAGCUGCCUUCUGUCCGGAGUCGAACCAUGUCCUUCUCAUCAGCAGGGGAGGUCACCAAGACCAGGACCCCGAGCACCAAGGCACCCACCGGCUACAUCAUCCGAGGUGUGUUUACCAAGCCUGUAGACAGCUCAUCUCUGCCCCAGAUGCAUAUCCCGAAGACCAAUGGAGAGCCCAAGAGCCCCUCCAGGCACUCACGCCCAUCGUCCUCUGGCUACAAGAUGACCACAGAGGAUUACAAGAAGCUGGCUCCUUACAACAUCAGGCGUAGUUCAACAUCGGGGGACCCUGAGGAAGAGGAGGUGCCUUUCUCCUCUGAUGAGCAGAAGAGGAGGUCUGAGGCUGCCAGCAGCGUGCUAAGGAAGUCAGCGUCCCGGGAACACUCCUACGUGCUAUCUGCAGCCAAGAAGAGCAGCAGCAGCUCUAGCCCGGAGACACAGGCUCCGUUCAUCGCGAAGCGAGUUGAGGUGGUGGAUGAAGAUGGACCUUCUGCAAUGACAAGACCUGUUCCAAGCACAAGCAGUGCGGACACGUGCAGAGCCAAGGUGUCUCGGGCGACUUGGAUUGAACACCUGCCCAGCCCCUCGGCAAGCCAUGAGCCCAGGUGGGUGCUGCACGCUGGCUCCAAGCCAGGCCUAAGCUGGUCCCGUGGGAUGGGCUGGCAUGGACUUCGGGACAGGGACAAGGAGUGCUGGGCACCUGGCUCCAGGCAUGACCUGGUGGACCACUGGGCCCACACUCAUCCAGGCUGCCUCGACCAGCCCUGGCUUCCAGAUCUGCCAAGAAGUCCAGGCCUGACUGUCCUUAAAGCUCUUCAGAAAACCUGGCUAAAGGCAAAUAUGGCGAGAGGGGAGGAGAUUGUCCGCCUGCAGAUCAUGACUCAGGGUGCUGGGCUCCGCCUGAUGGCCCCAGAUGGGGAAGGAGUGAGACCAUCCCUGGCCCCUUCAAAUGAGGCGCCCCAGAAGGAAUUGGCUGAUGAGGACUUCCAGGGCCUGAAACCAGACACUGAAAGUUCUGAGGCCACUGUGACCUCUACCAUCCGGGAUAAUGGGAAGAGUGACCUCUCAGCUGAACUGGAUGAAGUGGAGGCCAACUGGAAGGGUGCCUUGGCUGGUUCUGAGGAUAAGGUGGUGACCAAAAUGGAAGAGGCCUGGAAAGAAAGGUCCAAAGCACCAAUAGGUGACCAGGGAGACCCAGCUGCACCCAGUCAGAAGCUCGAGGACCCCAGCACUGGAGAGCAACAACAUGGAGGAGCUGAGAAGCUAGUGGAGCUGGACAGCAAGGCCAGCAGUUCUUUGGCUAGUUCUGAAAAGGAGGUGGUCGCCAAGGGAGAGGAAACUUGGCAGGAGAGGCCUGGAACUGCCAGAGAUGGCCACAGAGAAGCAGCUGCAUCCAACCUGCAGCCUGAGGAUGCCAGCAUCAAAGAGGGCCAGAACAUUCCGCCAGUAUCUGAACAGCUGGUGGAACUGGACAGUGAAGUCAGCAGGUCCUCUGUCUGGCUCUACAUUUUCUCCUCCAUCUGUCUGUCCAUGUUCCAUAGAGCCUUCAUCCUCAUCCACUCUCUAGAGAUGUGCCCGGAUGUAUUUGCUGAGGUAUCUGGAGAGAAGGUGAUGCCCAAGUAUGAGCCACAUGAAUGGACCAUGUACAACUUGAGUAGUGAGGCCCACAUCCAACAGAGGUCAUGGCAAUGGGAGCUGUGUGAGGAGCUUGAGCUGGUACAGCUUUUGAGACGGGACUGGAGACCGGCAUUUAAGGGCCUGGCUGGAGAAGGGCUCGGGAAGCUGCCUGUGGAGAGCUGCAGCUUCUCAGCAGCCAAGAGGACAGUGCCUCCACCAAACUGCCUGGUGACUGUGACCGUGAACACCACCGCUGAACAGCCUCAUAUUUCUGCUCCAGUGGCCCCAAGUGAUCUGGAAUCGGGCUCAGGCAGCAAAGGGCUCGUGUUGGUGAAAGAGUACACAGAUGCACGUGAGCUGUCUUCCCGGAAGCCGGGAGCCACCAGCUACAGCAGUGGUGCCAGCAGUGAGGAGGCAUCUGGCAAGGAGAAGAAAGGCCCCGGGAGUAGCACAGGUGCCCAGAGAACAACUGGAGGCAUCUGCACCUAUUGCAGCCGGGAGAUUCGAGACAGGCCAAAGAUUACCCUGGACCAUCUUGGCAUCUGCUGUCAUGACUAUUGCUUUAAGUGUGGGAUCUGUAGUAAACCUAUGGGUGAGCUUCUGGAUCAGAUCUUCAUUCACCGUGACACUGUCCACUGUGAGAAAUGCUAUGAGAAGCUCUUCUAG